AUGGCCGCUACCGCUGUUAAGAACAUCGAAACUCGCCUGUUUAUCAAUGGCGAGUUUCGCAAUGCCUCCAGUGGGAAGACCUUCGAUGUGGUCUACCCUUUUACCCAAGAGACCAUUGCAUCAGUCCAGGAAGCCGAUGCAAAGGACGUGGACGAUGCCGUGCAAGCCGCCCAUGCCGCUUUCCCUGCCUGGAGAGACCUUGGUGUUGAAAAGCGGGGCGAGUACCUGCGCAAGCUCUCCCAGUUGAUCGAGAAGCACAUUCCCGAGCUGGCCAAGCUCGAGGCCCUCAACAUUGGCCGACCUGUUUCGCAUUUCGUUGAUGGUCCUUCCGCCGUCGAAACAUUCCGUUUCUUCGCCGAUAGCGCAUGGCAUACCCAGGGUACCGCUUCUCACAACACUCCCGGUAUCUUUAAUGUCACCGUGAAGGAGCCGUAUGGUGUCGCUGGUCUAAUUAUCCCCUGGAACUUUCCACUGGCUAAUUGGUCCGGCAAAAUUGCCCCCGCACUGCUGCUGUCUCUCUAUGCUGCCAGGCUCGCCCAGGAGGCCGGUUUCCCCCCUGGUGUCAUCAAUGUUCUGUCCGGCUAUGGCACCCCAGCUGGCGCUGCGCUGUCGGAGCAUCCACUUGUCCGCUGCGUUAGCUUCACAGGUUCAUCCAUGACCGGCCAGCGCAUCCAGGCCGCCGCAGCCAAGUCCAACAUGAAACACGUCCACCUCGAGCUUGUCUUCGAAGACUCCGAUCUGGAAGCCGCAGCUCUAGCAGCCAUGGUCGGCAUCACAUUCAACAGCGGCCAAGUCUGCGUCGCCAACUCCCGAAUCUACGUCCAGGAGAGCGUGGCAGAGGCCUUCGGGCAAACAUUCAAGGCGCUGCUCGGUGCCGUUAAGCAAGGCGACCCACUCGACCCGGCCACGACCGCGGGUCCGCAAAUCGACAAACUGCAGUUUGAAAAGAUCAAGACAUACCUCGAGAUUGGCCGGAAGGAGGGCAAGCUUGCUCUGGGUGGUGACACCAAUAACGGCUACUUCGUGACCCCCACUGUCUUCGAGGGUCUCCCCGAGGACUCGCGGCUUGUCAAGGAGGAGAUUUUCGGUCCCGUCGUCGUGCUUAAUACUUUCAAAGAGGAGGCGGAGGCGAUCCAUAAGGCUAACGAUACCGAAUUCGGUCUUUAUGCGUCUGUUUUCACUAAGGACCUUGACCGUGCUGUGCGCGUGUCGCGGGCUCUGCAGGCCGGUCUUGUGGGAGUUAACUGCACUGCUGCCACGCAAACUAAGGAUGCUGCCUUCGGUGGGUACAAGAGGAGUGGUAUUGGACGUGAGGGCCUGCUUUACAGUAUCGAGAACUUCCUUCAGACCAAGUCUAUUAUCUUCAAGGCUGGAGCUGGUGGCUUCUAA
Penicillium chermesinum is the source of this 1389-nucleotide messenger RNA. RefSeq names its product aldehyde dehydrogenase family protein. Gene Ontology annotation, molecular function: aldehyde dehydrogenase (NAD+) activity. The coding region runs from base 1 to 1389 and encodes 462 amino acids. The record is from RefSeq and is a predicted model, not a curated record. Lineage: Eukaryota; Fungi; Ascomycota; Eurotiomycetes; Eurotiales; Aspergillaceae. The transcript is spliced from 5 exons.